AUGCAAAUUAACUUGAUACAAAAACUAAACGAACAUUUCAAACAAGACCUAAAAAUAAAUCUAGAAAACUUUGAAGUCAACAAAAUUCAUCGUUUAGGACAUAAAAAACUGGAAGAAAAGAAGUCGAGACCGAUCCUAUGCUCGUUUGUAAACAAUUGGAAGAAGAAUGAAAUCAUGAAAAAUAAAAAGAAUCUAAAGAAAAUUUACAUCACUGAAGAUUACUCGAAGGAAGUGCUGCAGAAGAGAAAACAGUUACAAGCCGAGUUAGUAGAAGAGAGGAAAAAGGGCAAUUUUGCCUACCUCAAGUACAAUAAACUUAUAGUGAAACAGAAUAAUAACCAACAAGAGAAAAGGAAAAGAGAAACCUCUGCUUCACCACCUUCUUUCAACAACCAAGCAAAAAAGCAACAGUCUCAUUUUUCAACCAAGUCCAACAGGGCAGAUGCCUUUGAUAUGAUGCGGGCUAGAUCGAACUCUCUCUCAAACUUAAUUUCCAAUAGAAAACUGGUCAUCGCGGGGGAAAGAGACCACAACCUUCCAACAAAAGAAGAAGAGAAAAAUAUAUUAAAAAAUAAACAUGAGGAAACAAAAAUCUACGUCGCCGCUUUAAAUGUACGAACUUUGAGAGAAGAAGAGAACUUAACAGAGCUAAUAUAUGCGUUAGAGAAAAUCAAAUGGGACAUAAUAGGGCGAAAGCAAGCUAAAGACGAUACUAUAAAUAGGUUUUACUUCGACCUAAAUAGAGCUAUAAUAGAGCACUACUACAAAAAUUUAGUAAUAUUAGGAGACUUCAACGGUCAAAUUGGCGAAAGACGCCCGGAGAAGAGUCCACAAUAG
Vanessa tameamea is the source of this 837-nucleotide messenger RNA. RefSeq lists its product as uncharacterized. The transcript is spliced from 4 exons. Bases 1 to 837 code for a protein of 278 amino acids. Lineage: Eukaryota; Metazoa; Arthropoda; Insecta; Lepidoptera; Nymphalidae. The record is from RefSeq and is a predicted model, not a curated record.